Molecule: messenger RNA, 3342 nt
Organism: Oncorhynchus mykiss (rainbow trout)
Lineage: Eukaryota; Metazoa; Chordata; Actinopteri; Salmoniformes; Salmonidae
Source: RefSeq, a predicted model, not a curated record
CAACCCUUCCCCUUUUUUUCAACUGGUAGUUGAGUACAGCACCGUUUCCGUUAAAUUAAACGUUCCAGAACGUAAAAACGUACUGAAUGCAGCCCAGGUUCAGUGAUCCUUUCCCAUUUUUUUGUAGACGUGUUCUAGUGAAGUGUAGGCUGAAGUUAAGUGUCCACAGCCGGUGUUUUGCUUAUUGAGUGGGAUAUAAAUGAUCCCGCCGCUCGUUUUACCAGGCUUUGCGUAGAGUAACCUCCUUUCAGAGUAACCUCCUAGCCUCCUUUCAGAACUCUAAAAGGAGGCUAGUAGACAUGUUGUUGGCGAAGCAGAGCCAGCAUUGGCCAGCUAACCUUCAAGCUUAGGUUAUAGUAGCUAGAAAGAUAGGUACAUAUUGUCCUCUCCUGGAUGGUCACCAGCCUGCCAGAGCACUGGAAGUCAGGUCCAGACUUCUACAGCGUGUUCUGUGAACCCGUGCUGGUCACUGCAGGUGCCGGGGUCAUCGGCUUCCUCUUCUGGAGUAGCAUUCUAUCUGUCAAAAGCAAGUCAUAUCUAAUUACUGAAAAAGAGCUGGUGGACAGGAUGAAAAUGCUUGAACAAGAGAAGAAGGAGAUACUCCAAAAGGUCGCUGAACUGCAGCAACGGGGCGAAGAACUUAAAGAAAAUCAAAAGCUGUCUGAAAAAUCUGCCACUUUCUCUCUGGAGAAGAUCCAGGAUUUGGAGAAUAUUGUGCAAGAGAUGGAGAGACAAAAUGAGCGCCUGGAUGAGGAAAAUCACUUACUCGCCAUAUCCUUUGACAAAGAGCGGGCCAACACUGCGAAACAUGACGAUAUGAUGUCCGAAAUGGACAAAACCAUUGAGAAGUUGAAGCGCAGCAAGAAGAAGACCCAGGACGCACUCUCCAAGUCUACCAUUCUGAUGGAUGAAGUCAAGCUCCGUGAAGAUGCCCGGAAUGUCCAGCACCAGGUUCUGGAGAAGGAUAUUGCCACCCUGAAGGAGGAGAACCUCUCGCUGCACCAUGCUGCCAAGUUGUGGGAGGAGAAGCACAGGGAGACAAGAGAGCAGAUCAAAGUCUACCACAAGUCUCAGAAAGACCUGGAGGAUUCCCUCGUUCAAAAGGACCACAACGUUGAGGUUCUGUCUGACCUGCUAGGAGACCUGGAGGCCUGCGAUGACCUGAAAGGUGGAGUUGUGGCUAACGGGGAAGCCUUUAACGACAAGCAGACCAUCAUCCAAAACCGCGUUAAGCAAAUGAUGGUCGUCUCUCGGAACUUUCCACAGGUCCAGACCACUCUGUCUGUUGUGGAGGAAGAGCGCGAUCGCUUCAUGACCAAGCUGCUGAACGAAGAGAAGUCCAGGAAAGAGCUGGAAGAGCAAUUUCAGAAGUUGGAGCAUGACAUCUUGUUGGUGAAAAGUGACAAGAACCACCUGGAGAACCAGUACAAGACCCUGCAGCAGAAGAAUGACAUCAUGACUGAGAUGUACCAGCAGAAGGAGAACGCUUUGCAGCAGAAGCUGACCAAGGAGGAGUUUGAGCGCCCCAACAAGGAAGACCGGCUGACGAAGGUGGACAGCAAGGCCCUAGAGGAGGAGGUCAAGGUGUGUAGGCAGCGCGUUAAAGAGAUCCAGGAUAAGCUGAAACGGACCGAGAAGUCCUACAAAGCCCAGAUCAUUAAGCAGGAGCAGAAAUCUCACGAGAACUGGGCGAUUGCACGCGCCGCAGAGCAAGCUAUGUUCAACGAGAAGAAGGAAAACAUUCACCUUCAUAACUUACUGACUUCCAUGUCCAGCAAGCUGAAUGAGCUCCGUAGGCCUCUGUUCAAGCCCACCCUUGGGAUGGCUCCCAUGCCUCUCCGACGAGGACCACGACCUUGCGGCCGUUACCCUCCUGACCACAAACACCCAGUGGCUUCUAGACCUGACACCAUGGCCCCAAGUACAUCCUCACCAAGCGAUCUGGGCAGCUCGACCGCUCCACUAGAGUCACAGGCUGAGGCCCAGGCCUCCACAGAGAACCCAGAGGCAAACACUCGACCUCAGGGUCCUGGCUCCCUGCUGGUCUCUCCCAUCAGGCCCCCCCCCGACUCAAGACCCGGCCCCCUCAGACCAGUCAUCAGCCAUCCCUCCGGACUCUGCUACCGUCCCAUUCCCGGACGCCACCACAUCCCUCCUCCCCCACCCUUCAUGCCUCCCGUGUACCGACCAGACAACGGACACUCAGGCAUGAUGCCUCCUGGACCCCCACCGCCUAACGGACACCCAUUGAUACCACCCGGACAUCGGCGUCCAACUCCUGGUGCUUACAGUCCCCCUUCCCCACACAACCGGUACCUUCCUCCACCUUCUCACUAUGAACCGGUGCCUCCCCCAUUCGGUGUUUCCGGCAGCACUCCUAUGGCCCGACCCAUGGGACCCCCACAUACCUACGUGCACUAUGGACCACUUGAUCACUCCAUCCUGCCCCCUGGGGGGGCCCCAUACCCUCAUGUCGGCCCCAGAGACUUCCCUAUGCAGCCACAGGUCCCACAUGGCCAUGACUCUUCAGUGGGCCCCCAGCCCGGCGCUGGCCCCCAGGGCCAGGGGCAAGACUAUAGGUCCCAGCAGGCAACAGCUGCCCCCCAGGACUCAGACAGCUCUGCCAUGGCAGAGCCUUAGACACCUACCAACCAUUAACGACCCAGCGACAUUUAAUCAACCAAACAACAGAAGUAUCUAAAAAGUUAGUUCCUAUUAAAGCAUCAGAAAAUCAAUGUCUUAUGUUUCUUGUCUGAAAUGUAAUAGACUUGAAGAGGAGUAGUACUGAGGCUUGUUACUCUGCAAGAGGUCCUAUUGUGCAAUAACAUUUCUAUUGUGUGACUGAGCUUUUUAUAAAAGGUUAUUAUGUUGAUUUUUGUAUUCAUUUCACAAUGUUAUCAUGGUUUCCUGUGGAAAUUAUUAUUAAAAAGAAAUGGAGCCCAAGCUUUUGGGUUGCUUGAUCAAUCAUUUCAGAAGUACCAUAUUAUCUGAGCUCUUCCCAAAACUCUCUUCAGAAUGAACUGAAAGGGAAGGUUGAAAGUCAGAUGUAAUUUACUGUUCUUAGGAUAUUUUAUUAAUAAAACUGGUAAAAGAUACUGCAGUUUUCUAUUGUUCAUAUGACGCAUAUGACAACUUUUGCGAUCCAUUUUAGUUUGAAAGGAAAUGUCUGACAGUGCAUUUUGUUUUGUAUGGGUAGCUGCAUUACAUGUGAAAGGCCAGUAAAUCACCCACUAACUGAACACCUGUCAUAUUACAUUGGUUUCACAUUUGUUUCUUUUUGUUAUGUUACAUCAGGAAUGCAUCACAUUUUUUCUAUUUAUUAUCAAUAAAAAGAAAAUAACC